CCACAACAGGUUCAGGUGAUCGUUACAAAUGUACAUCUAUCAGUUAUGCAUUUUGUUUUCAAACCCAACCAGAAAACUCACCUAAUUUUCUCUUUUCCUGUGAUCCUGUUCAUCCCGUUGAGUUUUCCCUGCACCCGUUUAAAAGCCUGAAGUCAUCACGCCAUCAUCUUUCUUGCAUUGCCUCAUUGCAAAAGUGUCUUUACACUUAUAUAACAUCUUCAGACCUCAGACAUAUUGAACACACUGGACAGAAAUGCGUCAACAGCAGUGACAAGAAAUCAUUACUUCAUCUGCUUGAGUCUAAUCCUUAAAAACAAGUCACAUGUUCCACUGUUUGAUCAUGCGUUAUUCCUGGAAACACUUCAAUAUCUCCAGUUUACAUAAAUGCCCCCACUCAGCAGCUCAAUACAGGAAAACACGUCGGAACAAAGUGUUGAGGAAGUUGUGUGAGUCCACUUCCCAUGUUGUCAGAUCACAUCAUACAGUCAUUAGAUCAUUCUCAAACAUUCAGGCCGGCUGUAGACAUGGGGCGCCUGCUUUGGCUUUCUCUCCUGCUCACCCACCUGCGUGUAACAGAUUGCGCGAGUAAAAAAGGUGAAUGCAUACACCAGCCAAACCGGGAGAUCUGGAAGAAAAUAGGAGCGAGUGUUGACCUCCAGUGCACGGUACACUGUCGAGCCCAAAAAACGCAAUACGAGUGGUUCGUUUUCAAGGAAAACACACACCUCCGUCUCAGCCUCCCGAAUGACAAGUACAGCCUGAAAGGAGCUGCUCUACACAUAAAGUCACUUCAUGGCAACGACAGCGGGAUCUACCACUGUGCAGCGUUUUCAAGCGGAGGACCAGGAUGCUGUGAACACCAUGUUGGACCUGGGGAAACGCUGAUAGUGAGCGAUAAAUCUGCAACAAUGGUGAGAUACAUUCUUCUGUUGCUACUAUUUGCCCUCUUGGCACUCUACAGCUUGGCAGUACUGACACUUAUUAUAAAGAAGUAUGGCUGCGGCACAAAAGAAUGCAGAAAGACAGAAAAAUCCCAGAAGAAAAAAUCCAGCAAAAAGACACAGUUCCGUGAUGUGCUGCAAGAAAUGUACAGAAGAGGGAACCUGCAGAAAACCAAAGCAGCGGCGAGUGGGGACGAAUUUCAAGCUGAGGCAGCACCCAACGAGCUGGACGGCUCCGGGGAGGAAAUAUAUCAAAAUAUCUGAGAGUCAUCGAAGGAUAUUGAGCGUCAGAUUCAGGCUGCUGUCGUCCUGACGGAGGGGAAAUUUCCACGCCGUGAAACAUCCCACUGCGGACGUUGUGAUGCGUCUGUGGAGACGAGCUGGACUAGAAAGAAGGCGAGCCAGUCGAGUGUUUGCUCACCUUCUUUCAUCAAACAAGACAUUUACUGCUAGAAUCGCAGAGCUGAGUCACGUCCCUCCAUGUUCCAGAUCGUCAGUGGACCCAUGAGGAGGAGAUCCUGGAGACAUUUGUACUUUGAUAUGUUGUCUUGAUCACAGCUCCUGUAAUUUUCAUUUUCUUAAGCCUGAAAAUUCCUGAUGUUUCAUGUCAGGAUUUCUUAGGACUUCUUCCGACAGAGUAUGGAUUACAAGCUGUGCGAUGAAAGGAUAUGCGAAUUUCAUAAAGCAGAAAGCAGAAUUUUCCUUUUUUCCUCUGUUCUUAGCUUUUCUCAUAGAACAACUGUGCAUAAACCUGUUUAGAAACGACCUCCUGACCUGCUGGGCUGAUGAUAUCUGAGCAUUUAUACUUGUCACUUUGAUAUUUCCAACUUGUGUGGUUACCAACCAGGGAUGUGUAGACAGAAAACUGUGAUAAAAUAGUUUAAAUAACAGAAGAAAAAAAACUGCAUGACGUAAACACACUUUUAAUCAGAAAUGUUCAAAAAUUUACAGUAAAAACUUUCACAGUAUACCAAACACUGCAGAAAGAGCUUAUUUAUUAAAAACAGCUUGUAAUAAAAAGUAGUUUUUGUGCUUCCAU
Messenger RNA from Salarias fasciatus (jewelled blenny), 1980 nucleotides. RefSeq names its product immunoglobulin superfamily member 6-like. The record is from RefSeq and is a predicted model, not a curated record. NCBI's taxonomy places the organism in Eukaryota, Metazoa, Chordata, Actinopteri, Blenniiformes, Blenniidae. The transcript is spliced from 6 exons. Bases 462 to 1205 code for a protein of 247 amino acids.